Molecule: messenger RNA, 782 nt
Organism: Medicago truncatula (barrel medic)
Lineage: Eukaryota; Viridiplantae; Streptophyta; Magnoliopsida; Fabales; Fabaceae
Product: peptidyl-prolyl cis-trans isomerase NIMA-interacting 4
Exons: 5
Coding region: 126-560 (144 amino acids)
Biological process (GO): rRNA processing
Molecular function (GO): peptidyl-prolyl cis-trans isomerase activity; DNA binding
Source: RefSeq, a predicted model, not a curated record
UGAUUCUCCUCGUCUCGACUGGUGUCAGUAAGUUGCGUGAGUCUUCAUCCUUGACUGUUCUUCCUGGAUUUCUAAACUCUGCAACUUUUCAAUUGAUUUGUACUAAGAAGAGAGUUGUUGGAACGAUGGGAAAAGACGCAAAAGCAAAGGAGUCAAAGGGUAAGGGAAAGCAGGCUGCAAGUGGAAGUGAUGAGAAUGCUUCCAAGGGAAAAGGAAAAGGUGGGAAAGCUGCAGAUGGGCUUGGUACUUGCACCUAUGUCAAAGCAAGACAUAUCUUAUGUGAGAAACAAGGUAAGAUUAAUGAAGCCUACAAGAAGCUGCAAGAUGGUUGGCUUGACAAUGGGGAUAAGGUUCCUCCAGCAGAGUUUGCAAAGGUAGCUCAAGAGUAUUCUGAAUGUCCAUCCGGAAAGAAGGGUGGAGACCUUGGAUGGUUUCCACGAGGAAAGAUGGCUGGCCCAUUUCAGGAAGUUGCCUUCAACACACCUGUUGGAGUUACGAGUGCUCCUUUCAAAUCAACGCAUGGCUACCAUAUUAUCUUAUCUGAAGGAAGAAAGAACUGAUUUGAGUUCUGAAUAAGAACAGAAGCUGAGUUUCAGUGGCAUUUGAGCACUUAAGUGUUGUCUGGUUAAAUGAUCGGAUGUUGCUUUCUUUCUUUAAGUGAUUGUGGUUGAUAAUGUAAACCAACACAUAUGUAUACUGAUCUUGCUUUCUAAUACUUAGAUAACUGAGAGCAUAAUAUAUGUGAAUGUGGAUGGUUUAAUUGCUUUUGUCUUAUUGAAUAA